AUGCCCUUAUCCUUCUUUUUUUUUCCCGUUUUUUCCCUCAUCUCUUUCUGUACUUCUCCUCUCCUUUCUCUCUUUCUUUUUCUUUCUUUCUUUCUUUUAUUUCUUUGUCUCUUUCUCUCAUCUAUUCUUUUUUUCGAUUUCGCUUUCUUUCUUUUCUUCUUUCUUUUCUCAUUCAUAGUCUUUCGUUCUCCGAUGUUUUCUUUCUUUUUAUCCCCUUCGCCAUUGAGUCCACUUUUUUCUUUCUUUCUUUCUUUUCUCAUUCUUUCUUUACUUAACGUCUUCCUAUCUUUCUUUUUACUUUUUCUUUUUUCUUUGUUUGUUUUAGUUCUUUUUUAUUUUCUUCUUUUUUUUUUUGUUUUCUCUUUUUGUCUUCCUUUACUUUUUUCUUUCUUUCUUUCUUCAUUGCUUUGGCUUUCUUUCUUUCUUUUCUUCCUUACAUCUUUCUUUCUUUCCUUCCAUUUUUGCUUUCUUUUCUUCUUUCUCUCUUUCUUUCGUUUUUUCCUACUUUCUUUAUCUUGCUAUCUUGUUCUUUCUUUUCCUUUCUCUCUUUCUUAA
Messenger RNA from Acanthosepion pharaonis, 555 nucleotides. The record is from the annotation of a GenBank genome assembly. Lineage: Eukaryota; Metazoa; Mollusca; Cephalopoda; Sepiida; Sepiidae.